Messenger RNA from Eucalyptus grandis, 3147 nucleotides. Its product is annotated as F-box/LRR-repeat protein At1g67190-like. Lineage: Eukaryota; Viridiplantae; Streptophyta; Magnoliopsida; Myrtales; Myrtaceae. The record is from RefSeq and is a predicted model, not a curated record. Bases 669 to 1850 code for a protein of 393 amino acids. The transcript has a single exon.
GGCCCAGAUCGAUUCCUUCGCCCGGUCGGGAUGCCUGAUCCCGACCCGUCGCUCGGAUCGAUGAUUCGGGAUCGAGGGAUGCUCGCCUUGCUCGCGACGGUUCGGAUUCGCGCUCGUUCCUGAUCCUGUCCUGGGGUCGUCGCCGAUCGGCUCUCCCGGUGAGCGGCUGUCGGGGCUUCGAGUUUUCUCCCCGUUUUGGGAUCGAAUUUCUUUUGGGUCUUCGAGUUACUGCGAAAUCCCUUUCUGGGCUUUGCUUCUUUUUCCUUUUGUCUGAUUGCUUUUGGGGGAUCUUGUUCGUUUUGCAUUCUUUUGAUUCCGAUGAUCCAUCGUCGUCCGGGAAAUGCAGGUUGUAGCAUUCCUGGCAUCUGAAUUGGUGUUGGCUUCUAGUCGCUCUGCUGAAAAAUUCCGGUAUUGUCUCGUUAAACCUAUCACUGAGCUCAAAAGGUCGUAGCUUGGGACCGGAAUUCGGCAGAAAGAUCUUAUAUUUGGUGAAAAAGCUGCAGCAAGAACGACCCUUUAAUACGGUGCAAUCUUUGUUCUGGUGGUUAUUCUAUUUCACUGCCGGCGAAAUCGCCUGUCCGCCCUGCAUACAUGGAUGAUCUCCUGUUGAAGUGAUUGGGAACAUACUAUCGCAGCUCAAAGCUGCGAGAGAUGUCGUGGUUGCUUCCAUGACUUGCCAGAAAUGGAGAGAGGCUUGGAAGAAGCACCUUCGAGCGCUCUCCUUUGAUUCCAAUGAUUUGUCCACGCACCAUGGUUUCAACACGACCGAGCUGGAGAUCAUCAUUACGCAGACCAUAUUCCAGACUCGAGGCCUGCGGUGUUUGACCAUCUCAAUGGAGGAUGCGGAUGAGUUUUCGGCCGCCCCUGUGAUCGCCUGGCUCAUGUACACCAAGGAGACCUUGCGUGAGCUGUGUUAUAACGUGAGGACGCAUCCGAACAUCAAUAUUCUUGAGAAAUGCGGAAGGCAGAAGCUCGAAGUGUUGAAGUUGGCUCAUAAUUCUAUCACGGGUAUUGAGCUGAGUUAUCAGAAGUUUCCUCAAUUGAAAUCGCUCUCUUUGAGCUUCGUCAGCAUCUCGGCCUGGGAUUUGAGCCUCCUCCUUUCUAUCUGUCCAAAGAUCGAGUCACUAGCUCUUGUUAGUCCAGAUAUCGCCAUGUCAGAAUUACAGGCGACUAUGGAGUUGACAAGUCACUCGUUGAAAGAAAUCCAUGUGGAAGCGAUAAGCUUGGAUAAGUUUCUAUUGGAGGCUGAUAGCCUUCAGAGCUUGCACCUUCGAGAUUGUAAUCUUGAGGUUUUUGAGCUGAUUGGGAAAGGGGCAUUAAGAGUAUUUAAGAUGGAUGAUGUUAGUAUUAUACAUCUCGAUAUUAGUGAAAGCAUGGAAAAUCUCGAGGUUGUGGAUGUCGCAAACUUCACGGUCGUGUGGCCGAAAUUUUACCAGAUGAUCUCCAAAUCUUUGAAGUUGAGGACGCUUCGUCUAUGGGGUGUUGUACUGGAUGAAGAAGUUGAAGCCAUGGAUUUGGAGACGAUCUCUGUUUACUUUCCUCGGUUAAGCCACCUAGCUUUGAGUUACGAUCUCGGGGAUGAUGUUUUAACCCACUGUUUGCAGGGUUCGUCUAACUUGGAGAAUGUGGUUGCGCUUGAACUUGGAUGGACCAUAAUUAGCAACCGCUUCUCAGCAUGGGUGGCGGAACUUCUCGAGAGAUGCCCCAGAUUGAAGAAAUUGAAAAUUUUCGUGGGUGUAUCAGAGGCCAAAACAGAGAAAGAGCUUGGUAUGCUGGGCAAUUUCACCACGUCAAUGAUUCCUCUUAUGAGAAAAUAUAUGGAGGUAGAGGUUCAAUUUGAGUUUGAAUAGAUAACAUGUGAAGAUCAGUUUUGAUUUUUCAGGUCUCAGUUAAUUUCUGGUUGGUACAGGACCUCAGAAAUAUUGCAUUCUUUUGUUUCUUCAGUCCUAUAGUGAACAAAGUUGCUAUUUCUUUUGAUGAGUUAUAUGCUGAGCAAUAUAGGAUCGCGGUAAUUCAUUAUGUUUGCCACUCAUCCUCUUGCCCGGCCCCCAUGGAAGUGCCCUUUUCAGUUUUCAUUGGCUAUGUGCCAUUCUUGUGAGAUCUGAAGUUUCGAGGACAAUCUUCUCUGCAUUUGUACUGUGGCCAGAACAAAGCUGUGUCGACAGCUUAGACCGUGCUAUCAUUGAAGAGAUGGUUCCUGAGAGUUCAAUUGUGGACGACCUCUAGUAACUUGACAACUAGCCAGAUAGUCCCACCCUUCUUUGUUUUAAACCCCAUGACCUGGAGAUGGGUUUUUCAAAAUGAUUAUCCUGUGCUAGUUGUUGUCAGCAUCAUACUACCAAUUGCAGCGACGGCAGUGGUCCUGGAUAGUUUCUGAGAUUUCUGGUUUGAAACAUGUCAGACCAUCCUUCACCAAAGGAAGACUGGAGAGACGAUCAAGUGCUUGCAUUGGUAAGAUCUCACCUAACGAUAGGAGGCCUUUGACACUGGUGUUUCUGAUGUAUUAGGGCCUCCGAUGGCCAUGAUUGUGGAAUGUUGGGUUCAGCUGAUUGGAGCAUGGACGAUCGCCAAGCGGUUAUACGAAUCUGUCAUCACAAUAUGGAGCAGCUUGAUAGAACUACCAGUGGAUUUGAUGGCUGGGAUUGCAAUUACUAACUGCCUUUGAGCAGCGCUUGGCUGAUGCUGCAAACUUGACAUUAAACCUGAAGGCGACUGGGUUCCCGACCAGCUCUCCUAGACUUUGGGACAUCAGCUCUCCUUUGGAGUCGACCUCGUCAGCUCCCAGGACUACAUUUCAUGGUAGAUGUGCACGAGCCUGCGAUUUUCUACUCAAAUGAAUGAGACAGGUCUGACUCUGAACGAUUAAGGAGGCUAUGAUCUAUAAGCGUCUGAGAAAGAGCUAGCAAAGGCAAUGUUGGGUGUUCUUCAAGUUCGAAUCAGUCAAUGCCAUCACCAUAUAAGCUUGCAACGAGCCAGAAGCCCGAGUGCUUGCGAAGAAGGUAAAGAACAAAUCUGUCUCGCAACUACAUACAGCUUUCUCUUUUCAAGAGUUUUAGAAUAUCUGUAACUCCUCUGCUUAAAGUUGGACCUUUUCGUGGGUUGAUGAAACAUACUAGAAGUCAUUCAAUGUCUCUCGAGCUGUUCUUA